UACAGCAACUUCUAAUGCGAAUUCGUUUCCCACAGCAACUCAUUUUUAAUUCCGGUUUGAGCAGUAAACAUGGCAAAUAGGACUGUUAAAGAUGCAAACAGUAUACAUGGAACAAAUCCACAAUACUUGGUAGAGAAAAUUAUUCGUACUCGAAUUUAUGAAUCAAAAUAUUGGAAAGAAGAAUGCUUUGGACUGACUGCCGAACUUGUCGUUGACAAAGCCAUGGCGUUGAAGUUUGUCGGAGGAGUCUAUGGAGGAAAUAUCAAACCUACACCGUUCCUGUGUCUCACUCUGAAGAUGCUACAGAUUCAGCCAGAAAAAGACAUCAUUGUAGAAUUCAUCAAGAACGAGGAUUUCAAGUAUGUCCGCUUGCUAGGGGCAAUGUACAUGAGGUUGACUGGGACAUCAGUGGAUUGCUACAAAUACCUGGAACCAUUGUACAACGACUACCGAAAAAUCAAGAGUCAGAACCGAAAUGGAGAGUUUGAGCUGCAACAUGUAGAUGAGUUCAUUGAUGAACUGCUACACUCUGAGAGAAUGUGUGACAUCAUCCUUCCCAGGCUUCAGAAAAGGCAGGUCCUUGAGGAGGCGGAGUUAUUAGACACACGCAUCAGCGCCCUAGAAGAGGACCUGGAUGAAGUGGAGACCAGUGACGAGGAAGACGAGGAAGAGGAAAAGCCAGAGAGAGUUCAGACCCCAGAGCCCCACAGACGGAGUUACCGGGACAACGACCGCCCUCGCCGUUCGCCCUCUCCACGCUACAGACGCAGCCGUUCACCCAGACGGAGGAGCAGAUCACCCAAGAGACGAAGCCCAUCCCCCAGACGAGAGCGCCACCGCAGCAAAAGUCCCCGUCGCCACCGCAGCCGCUCCCGAGAGAGACGUCACCGCUCAAAGUCCCCAGGCCAUCACAGAAGCCACAGGCAUCGCAGUCACUCCAAAUCCCCAGAGAGGAGUUCAAAAAAGAGCCACAAGAAGAGUCGAAGAGGGAACGAGUGACCCAUUUUUGUAUUUUGUUCUCUUGGACAUUUCCUCUUUUUGACUUGGAAGCUGUGGCAAAAUGUUUACAUCUGUGUAUGGAAUCACUGUUAUUUUGUAUUUAAUUUUGGAAACUGAUUGCAUUUAAAAAAUAUUUUCAGACCAUGUUGCAGUAAAAAUCUAUCUCCAGUGUAUUUCUAAAAUCUGCAGCUCGUAUGGAGCUGUCCACAACCCUAUACAUCAGUGGAUAAAGUUUCUCAAGGUUUUAAACAUAAGGACCUUUUGUUGUGUGAUCCGGUGUGAUUAUGGCAACACUGGUUAGUAAGAGUCUAGAAAAUAGAACUCAACUCGUAGACCGACCAAAAUUGACCCGUCAUCAGAAGCAUAAUUAGCUGACGUCAAUAAGGGUUUCCGGGCCUCCCGGGUGGCGCAGUGGUCUAGGGCACAGUUCGCGCCCAGGCUCUGCGCCACCCGGGAGGCCCGGAUGGCCGGUAGGGAUAUCCUUGUCUCAUCGCGCACCAGCGACUCUUGUGGCGGACCGGGCGCAGUACGUGCUAACCAAGGUAGCCAGGUGCACAGUGUUUCCUCCGACACGCUGGUGCGGCUGGCUUCCGGGUUGGAGGCGCACUGGUGCGGCUUGGUUGGGUUGUGUUUCGGAAGCUUUCGACCUUCGUCUCCUGAGCCCGAAUGGGAGUUGUAGCGAUGAGACAAGAUAGUAGCUACUAACAAUUGGACACCAUGAAAAGGGGGUCAAAUUGAUAUUUAAAUAAAAUAAGUGUCUCCACUUCUCUAGGCCAACUGCUUUUCAGGAAGUUCCCCGAAGGCAUCCAACAUAUGUAUCCACUCUGGUAGUAUGUCAUCUGUUUAGACCAUGUGUCAAACUCAUUCCCCUGAGGGCAGAGUGUCCCUAGGUUUUCGCUCCUCCCUUGUACUUGAUUGAUGAAUUAAGGUUACUGAUUAGUAAGGAAGUCCCGUCACCUGGUUAUCUAGGUCUUAAUUGAAAGGAAAAAUCUGCGGACUCUAGGCUGUCCGUGGAAUGAGUUUGAAACCCCUGGUUUAAACUCGGCUUCCUGAUGUAAACCCUACUCUUUGUCAAUGGUAGAAUUCAAUUCAACUACAAUCUAUUGAAUAUGGGAUAUUAUUUUAAUUGGAUGUCAAAUGUGUUCACAUUUUUUACGCCUGUAUGGAACCCCUGGUGUUUGUAUUUCAUUUUAGAAACUGAUUGGAUUUUUUGAUAUUUUCAGACAAUGUUACAGAAAGAAUCAAUCUGUAUUUCUUAAAUCUGCAGCUCAUACGCACCUGUCAACAACCCUAUGCACCACACUUAAAUAACUUAUUUUGCCCUCAUUGGAAAUAUUACAAAAAUAAGUGUUAUGGGCAUGAGGAAUUCUUUUAGUCUAAAAACACAAAAAUAAUUAAAUCAAUAGUUUUAUUUGCAUGGCUCAACAAAAAAACAUUUGGCACAAUUUGUUUAGCAGCAACCUGGUCUAGAGCCCAAAGAGCAUAAAAAGAAAAUACAUUGUAUGUACAAUAUGGAAACCUCAAUUUGGUUAACCUCUUUGAUUGGUUAAUUCUUAUCCUUGCUCUUAUUCAUUGUGAGAAGAAAGGUUUUUGAGAAAUUCCCAGAUUUCUGCACAUCUUUGAUUUCUUCCCCGUUGUUCAAUUUUCCUCAAGAUGUUGAAACUCUUUUUACCGUAUUUGUUAGGAUUAGGUAUCUCUGCUGCCUUCUUGUGAUAAUCAAUUGAUGCAUUUCGAUCCUGGAUGUGGAAGUUGCUGUAUUUGGCAUAAUGGAAGUAGAGUAUCUGCAACUCGUCUGGAUCCUGCUCGUUGGAGAAUAAAUUCUCAUAGAUCUGA
Molecule: messenger RNA, 2832 nt
Organism: Oncorhynchus nerka (sockeye salmon)
Lineage: Eukaryota; Metazoa; Chordata; Actinopteri; Salmoniformes; Salmonidae
Gene: prpf38a
Product: pre-mRNA processing factor 38A
Exons: 10
Coding region: 70-999 (309 amino acids)
Cellular component (GO): precatalytic spliceosome
Source: RefSeq, a predicted model, not a curated record